This is a messenger RNA of Oppiella nova, 293 nucleotides long. Lineage: Eukaryota; Metazoa; Arthropoda; Arachnida; Sarcoptiformes; Oppiidae. The record is from the annotation of a GenBank genome assembly.
UAUCGUCGAUUCCACUGAAAGCAGAGAAAUUGUUACAAACAUUCUGUGCAGUGCUAUCAGUAGAGACAGUUGGCAACAUUUAGAUUCAGACAAUCCAUUAGAAGCCGUCAACAAUACACUGUUUUAUCAAAUCAUUGAACAGUAUUUAAUUGAAGGAAAUGUUUCCGAUGUAUCAGAAAAAUUCCCGCCUUUUGAUGAUAUCAUCAAAUGUCUUAAAGUGGAUCACAAGAGCAGGACCUCCUUCUUCAUUAAAGCCAUUUACGAGAAUCAAAAAAGACGUUUCGAAAGAAAAU